Molecule: messenger RNA, 555 nt
Organism: Dermatophagoides pteronyssinus (European house dust mite)
Lineage: Eukaryota; Metazoa; Arthropoda; Arachnida; Sarcoptiformes; Pyroglyphidae
Source: RefSeq, a predicted model, not a curated record
UUUUAUUACUCUUUCGACGCAGACCUCACGCGCAGCAUGCAGGCGCAGUACGAGCUCUGGCUCUCGCAAGACGUGCGCUACUUUUCGAGCUUCGACGACGUGGUGCAGACCGGCGUGUUCCGCGUGAACUGCCUCGACUGCUUAGACCGCACGAGCAUCAUACAGUGGGUGCUCUGCCAGCUGGCUGUGCUGCAAAUUUUGGAGGACAAAGAGCUGCUGCAACUCCUCACGCGCAUGUACUGCCACCGAUUCAGCGACCGCAGCAAGCAAGAGGCGAUCGACCUGCUGUGCGUCGCCUCGAACUCGAUCCGCAUGGGUGUGCUGAACACGCUCGGGAACAAGGGCGCGCCGAUCAGCUUCUGGCCUACCUACAAGUACUGCGUCAACAGCGACCUGUACGACUCGAACCGCUCUCCGUCCUGGUGCGACCGUAUCAUUUUCGGCGGCGUCGGCAUCGACACGGAGCGUAACAAACUGGUCGUGAAGGCGUACCAAACUAUUGAUGAUAUGAAGAUUAGCGACCACCGGCCGGUUUUUCUCUGGUGCAAAAUAUAG